AUGGCUGGGCAGCACUAUUUAGUGAUAGCACUGCCCACCUCACUCGAGGAAGGGCCUAGAAAAGGUGGCCUAAACAAAGCUCACCUCCUUUGUUGGUUGGGCAUCCAAUAUUGCGGUCGAAAUAAAGUGAAGCAUAACCUCGCUGUUGCCUGUUGGAAUGUUCGCUCGCUUCUGGACACGCAACAGCAAAUGGAACGUAAAACAGCCAUUCUGGCAAAGGAAUUUCGUCGCUAUGACAUUGAUAUUGUUGCUUUAAGUGAAACCCAUCUGUUGGAUGAAGGAAAACUUGAGGAAGUCGGUACAGGUUACACAUUCUUUUGGAAAGGACGUCCUUCAAAUGCGACACGGCAAUCGGGUGUAGGUUUUGCUGUCAAAUCCUCCUUCGUGGGUAGUCUCGACAACCUACCAAGGGGAAUAAAUGAUCGUUUAAUGACACUUCGCCUACCUCUUUCUGGUGGUCAAUUUCUAACCUUGGUCAGUUCAUAUGCUCCAACGAUGAACGCCUUCGAAGAAAUGAAAGAGAAAUUCUAUGAUGAUUUGAGAAACAUUAUUGGUGCUGUGCCGAAGAAGGACAAACUGCUCGUCCUAGGUGAUUUCAAUGCUCGAGUUGGUAGCAAUCAUUGCACAUGGAAAAAUGUGCUUGGUAUAAACACGGCAUUGGAAGAGAGAACAGUAAUGGGUCACUUUUGUUGUCACUUUGUUCUACGUACCGGCUUGUAA
Molecule: messenger RNA, 720 nt
Organism: Corticium candelabrum
Lineage: Eukaryota; Metazoa; Porifera; Homoscleromorpha; Homosclerophorida; Plakinidae
Product: craniofacial development protein 2-like
Exons: 1
Coding region: 1-720 (239 amino acids)
Biological process (GO): chromatin remodeling
Cellular component (GO): nucleus
Molecular function (GO): catalytic activity
Source: RefSeq, a predicted model, not a curated record